AUGAGACAAAACACCAUCCUCGCAGCGAUCGCGGGCUUCGCGACCGGCUGCCAAGCGUGCGGCAGCUGUUUUGGUCCCAUCAACAGGGUUGAGCAUGUCCGUCAUGCGAAGCGCAUGCAGCCUGAUGCCCACAAUGCGACCUACGGUCCGACCCGCGGAUCGCUCGAAUGGGGCCAACUCAAUUUCUUGCAUACUACGGACACGCACGGUUGGUUGGAGGGUCACCUGACGGAGACCAACUACGGCGCCGACUGGGGCGACGUUGUCUCCUUUACUGCCCAUAUGCGAGCCAAGGCCAAGGAGCUUGGCGUCGACCUUCUUGUUGUGGACACUGGCGAUCUACACGACGGUGCUGGCUUGAGUGAUGCGACUGCUGUGGACGGUGAACUGUCCAACAUCGUCUUUGAGAAGCUUGACUACGAUCUCUUGACGAUCGGCAACCAUGAGUUGUACUACGCGGACAUUGCGUACCAAGAUUACAACGACUUCUCGAAAGCCUGGGGCGACAAGUAUCUCACCUCCAACGUGCAGAUUCUGAACACCACCACCGAUGAAUACCAGUAUCUAGGCAACCAGUACCGGUACUUCACCACCGAGAAUGGCCUCAGAAUCCUGGCCUUCGGCAUCCUGUUCGAUUUCAAGGGCAAUGCCAACGUGACCAAGGUCAUCCCGGCCUCUACCAUGGUGAACGAGACGUGGUUCACAGACCUUGUUGCGACCCCUCCCGGACCAGUCGACCUGUUCCUACUCAUCGGGCACAACACAGCCGCCAAGCAAACCUCAACAGGCACAUUCGGUUACGUCCACGAUGCUCUCCGCAAGGUCUACCCAUCCACCCCGAUCCAGAUCUUCGGCGGCCACAGCCACAUCCGAGACUUCCAGGUCUACGAUGAGUCUUCCACGGCCCUCGAGUCCGGGAGGUACUGCGAGACCCUCGGGUGGCUCUCGAUGAGCGGGUUCAGUGCCAACAACAGCGGCUUCACUGGCACCUCCGCGCCAGCAGGCGUGCCAAACCCGACUACGAAGGCGACGAACACGUCCACCGCACCCUGGACCUACUCGCGCCGGUACCUGGACUGGAACCGCCUCACGUUCGAGUACCACGCCUCCGGCUCGCAGAUCAACUACACCACCAACGACGCCGCCUUCGACACGCCGCUCGGCAUGAACACGACGGACCUCAUCACCGAGUACCGCCAGCAGCUCAACCUCAGCACGCAGCUCGGCUGCUCACCCCAGCUGUGGUGCCAGUCGUGCGCCGAGUUCAACAGCUCGGGCAGCAUCUACAGCCUGCUGACAGAUGCUAUGAGCGCGGUGGUCGUGAACGAGAACCGGACGGACAAGGCGCGUGUGAGCGUCAUCAACACUGGCUCGGUCCGCUUCGACCUGCACAAGGGGCCCUUCCUCUAUGAUGACGCCUUCAUCGUGUCUCCUUUCGACGACAUCUUCGUCUAUAUCCCUGAUGUGCCUUACUCCGUGGCCAGCGGAGCUCUGGACUACAUCAACGCCAACGGCGACGUCUGGAAGCGCUCCUCCACAGGCAGCACCCCCCUCGUGUCCCACGACACCUGCGUAGACCCCUUCGUCUCCGAACUAGCCAGCCUCGAAAUCCGCGACUACGCGCACCAGCACGGCGGCCACACCCGGCGCCAGAGCACCGUCUCCACCACACAAGGCUACGUGACGACCGACGCCUUCGGCACCGACGGCGACGACACGGCGCACUCCGCCAUCGCGGACUACGACUACCCGCACUUCUUCCAGGCGCUGGGCGGGUUUCCGAGCAACGGCAGCCUGCCCGACGUGGUGGACCUGAUCUUCAUCGACUACAUCCAGCCCGACAUCCUGGCGUACCUCGGCUCGGCGUAUUCGGCGGACGAUGUCUCGUAUUAUAUUGACGAGACCUUCUCCACGCGGACCUACCUGCCGCUGUAUGUGCAGUCGUCUGAGGCGUUCCAGCAGAACCUGGAUAACUGCACUAUCUACUGA
This is a messenger RNA of Diaporthe amygdali, 1989 nucleotides long. RefSeq lists its product as uncharacterized. Gene Ontology annotation, biological process: nucleotide catabolic process. Gene Ontology annotation, molecular function: hydrolase activity. The transcript is spliced from 4 exons. The record is from RefSeq and is a predicted model, not a curated record. Gene Ontology annotation, cellular component: cytosol. Lineage: Eukaryota; Fungi; Ascomycota; Sordariomycetes; Diaporthales; Diaporthaceae. Bases 1 to 1989 code for a protein of 662 amino acids.